AUGGCUCCCUGGCCCCUCCCCAACUCGACUCUUCCUCCACCCAUGGGCAACGGCAGCGCCAUGCCAGGGCCGCCUAACACCUCCGCAGCCCGCGUCUCAUCACAACACGAGCGCCUGCUACUCGAGCUCCUCCCCUUCAAGGAGGCGUCCAAGUUCCACGAGUGGCUCGACAGCCCCUUCGUCCGCGGGCCGUGGAACGAGUUCAACGCCGACUUCCUCAUCCCCCGGAGCGGGGCCGCCGCCGCCGGCGAAGGUCCGGCCGGGAUCCCGGAGCCGGACAAGCCACGCACGGCGCAGGCGGCGCGCGACGCGCUCAACUCCCGCAAGCCAAAGUUCCUCGUGUACCACCCGGACAAGACCGGCUGGACGCCCGAGGACCACCACGUGCGCUUCAUCGUGACUCUCGUCGCCGACAACAUGCUGCAGAACCUGUGGUACGAGUCGGAGUGGAAGAAGCGGGGUCUCGACAUCGCAAAGGCUGCUUACGAGGUGCUCAUCUUCCUCAAGGCUACCUUGUUUGUCGACCCCAGCCCGCCGAGUUACUCGGCAUGA
This is a messenger RNA of Colletotrichum chrysophilum, 552 nucleotides long. RefSeq lists its product as uncharacterized. The transcript has a single exon. NCBI's taxonomy places the organism in Eukaryota, Fungi, Ascomycota, Sordariomycetes, Glomerellales, Glomerellaceae. Bases 1 to 552 code for a protein of 183 amino acids. The record is from RefSeq and is a predicted model, not a curated record.